AAUUUAGUUAUUGUUCAAGUGAUUCGACUAGAAACAUGUCUAAGCAAUUGAUGGUUUGUUUGGUUCUGGUUGCGGUUUUGGGAGACCAAUUCAUGCAAAUUGAAUGUGAUGGUGGAUCGGUUGACAAAGCAAAGGGAGCCAUGACACAAGGAAACAAAAAAGGCGAAAGCAGCCGAACAGCUCUACAUGUCGCUGCUGAGAAUGGUAACUUGGAGGACGUUGGAAAGCUCCUCACAAAAGGAGCCAAAGUUGAUUCGACAGACGAAGAACAGCGUAAACCUCUUCAUUUGGCUGCUAUGAAUGGACACAAGGAUGUCGCUGAAAGGCUUAUCACGAAAGGAGCCAAAGUUGAUGUUUUAGACAAUUAUAAUCUGACACCUCUUCAUCAUGCUGUUAUGAAUAGACACAAGGAUGUCGCUGAAAUGCUCGUCACGAAAGGAGCCAAAGUUGAUAUUAAAGACUUUUAUAAUCGGACACCUCUUCAUUAUGCUGCUAUGAAUGAUCAAACGGAGGUUGUCGAAUUGCUCAUCGCAAAAAAAGCUACAGUUAAUCCUUUAGACAUUCUUCAGCGUACACCCCUUCAUUAUGCUGCUGAGAAUGGACACAAGGAUGUGGCUGAAAUGCUCAUCACGAGAGGAGCCAAAGUUGAUUUAGGAGACUCCCAUGAUCGGACACCUCUUCAUUAUGCUGCUGAGAAUGGCAACUUACAGAUCAUUAAAAUCCUUGUCGCCAAUCAAGCCAGUCUUACUAAUAAAGAUUAUCUACAUGAGACACCUUAUCAGAUUGCUUUGAAUAAUAACAAAAAGGCGGUGGCUGACUAUCUUAAGGAGACUGAAGAAAAAAGACGCCAAAAUUAAAAUCAAUUGAAAAAUCAAAUUUUUUCCUUUGAGUUCCGUAUUCGAUUGUCAUGUAGAAUAUUAACCCGCAAACGGGCAAGCUAAAUCACUUAAGACCGAAAUGGACCCAUAGUUUUAUGGCUGUAAAAUUGAAAAAAAAACGCAAUAUAUUUUCAAAAGUGAGACUGUGCUGGAAGCUAGAAAGAUGCAUCUCUCAAACGUGCCAUAUGCCGAAAAAAUUGAAUGAAAUGUACUACUUUUUAUGAUACAUUCCUUUUUACACCGAAAACAUUAUCAAUUCUGGUGGAGAAAUGACUAUUUUUUGCGUUUUUUGACAUUUGACAAAAAUCCAAAUGAAUACAUGUCUCUGUAACUUUUCUAAGUUUCAUCCAAUUUUAUUGGUAUAUUGCGCAUUAAAAUGGUUUUCGGAAUAAUCCUACUUUGGAUGAUAUAUUAUGUAUUCCCAAUUUUACAACCAUAAAGCCAUG
Sitodiplosis mosellana (orange wheat blossom midge) is the source of this 1324-nucleotide messenger RNA. RefSeq names its product serine/threonine-protein phosphatase 6 regulatory ankyrin repeat subunit B-like. Gene Ontology annotation, molecular function: protein binding. Lineage: Eukaryota; Metazoa; Arthropoda; Insecta; Diptera; Cecidomyiidae. The coding region runs from base 36 to 857 and encodes 273 amino acids. The transcript has 11 exons. The record is from RefSeq and is a predicted model, not a curated record.